This is a messenger RNA of Trichoderma aggressivum f. europaeum, 918 nucleotides long. RefSeq lists its product as uncharacterized. The record is from RefSeq and is a predicted model, not a curated record. Gene Ontology annotation, molecular function: acetyltransferase activity. The transcript is spliced from 2 exons. NCBI's taxonomy places the organism in Eukaryota, Fungi, Ascomycota, Sordariomycetes, Hypocreales, Hypocreaceae. Bases 1 to 918 code for a protein of 305 amino acids.
AUGGCUGCAUAUUCGCAAGACCACCUCACGCGCUACCUCGAGCACAUCUCGUACCCUCGCUCCCAACAUCCCCGAGAUGAACUCCAGCUCCUCACCGAGCUCCAAGCCCAUCACCUUGCGCGGGUGCCGUUCGAGUCCGUCGGUCUUCACUACUCUCCGCAUCGCACCCUGUCUCUCGACCCAGAAGCCCUAUUCGAAAAGGUCGUAGAGAAGAGCAAAGGCGGUUACUGUCUCGAGAUGAACGCCUUCUUCUGCGAGAUCCUCAAGGUCCUGGGCUUCACCGUCCUCCCCAUCGGCGCAAGAGUCGAAAUCGGUCCCCGAUUCGGCGGCAUGACUCACUGCGCCAACAUCGUCAUCAUCAGCGAGAGGCGCUACCUCGUCGACGUCGCCUUUGGCAGCUACGGCGUCUUUCGCCCCGUGCCGUUGACGUCCGGCUUCGAAUUCGACAACAUCCUCCCCCGCCGAGGAAAACUCGAGUUCCGCCCCAUCGCACAGUCCACAGCCCCCUCUACACAGCCCCUAUGGGUGUAUUCCUCUCAAGACGGUCCUUCAGCCGAAUGGGUCGAGCGGUACUGCUUCACGGAGACGGAGUUCUUCCGCGCAGUCUACGAAGUGAGCAACUACUUUUGCAGCACGAACCGCAUGUCUAUUUUCGUCAACCAGGUGAUUGUCUUGAAGGGCAUCUUGAACGACAGGGGAGAUGGGCUGCAAGGCGUGCUGACCAUGUUCCAGGGGGAGGUGAGGAAGCGGGUUGAGGGCGUAGAGGGGACGCAAGUGCUGGAGACGAUGGCCAACGAGGAGGAGAGAGUUGAGGCGUUGGACAAGUGGUUUUUGAUACCGUUGACGAAGCUGGAGGCGCAGGCUAUCCAGGGGCUGCCGAGUGAGUUGACGCAGUUCCGCAAGAGCGCGAUGUCAUGA